CGAGGCAGCUUUUCGUUUCAUUGUUUAUGCUGCCUUUUUGAUGCUUCAAUACCAAAUUCACAAUUUAACAACUUCCGCCAAACAGGAUACAGCCCGGGCCGUGCAACAUUUGUAGGUUUCGUUUAAAUGUUAUUUAGUGAGAAUAGGCUCCACAUUUAUGUGACAUCAGAGACAUUAUUGCCAGAUGAUUUCAUUGGCUGUUUUUGACUGAGAGGCUACAUAGAGCCAGCCUCUCGCGCGCCUUCUUUUCUCUCCCACACGAACUUACCUGCACCAACUAGAAAGUCCAGUUUUUCUCUAACAAGUCCUAGACAGCGUCAGACAGAGUCCUGGAAGCAACAUGGAUCAGGACAGUAAACGGCUGGUGGUGGUGGUACCAAACGAAGUGAUGGUGCCGCCACGCAGAGUGUUCAGCAGUGAGGAUGAGGCUUGGAGGAAUUACCUGGAGAAUCCACUGACUGCUGCCACUAAGGCCAUGAUGAGCAUUAACGGAGAUGAGGACAGUGCAGCAGCACUGGGGCUACUGUACGACUACUACAAGGUUCCCAGAGAGAGGAGACGUGCCUCCAGUGCUACUAAACCUAUAGACCCCUCUGCUGUUGGACCUGACAACUGCGGGAGCUUGGAGAUGCUCGAUCACCAUCUUCAGGCUUUGCGAUCCAUGCCCGUCAACCUCUCCCUAAACAAUAGUUCCACUACAGAACAUCAGGGCUCCAAGUAUGAAGGUACCUGCCUCGCCAGAGAUGCUAGUGGGGGAGAUGGUAAAGGUGGAGGUGAAGCGGCUCUUUCUCUGGUCAAGACAGAAGGCCAGACGUCUAUCAGAGUGUCCUGUUCGGGAGGUGCCUACCAAGAAGAACCCAGAGAGCAGAUAAGGAUGGUUUAUGAGCAGCACAGCCACUAUGAUUUGCCCCUCACUGGGUACUUGAAAGAUGAACAGAGGAGCACUCCUGACAGCACAUAUGAGGACGCUGCUGAAGGAGAGAUGUACCACAGAAGUCCCUCUUCAGGUGUUGAUGAAUUCCGCUACAGUCUAGGUCCAUCAGUUGACAGUUUCCAGUACUCUCUGGAGGCCAGCAUGUCUCUGCGGCCGCGGCAGGGAGAAGGACCCAUGGCAUAUCUGAACCGGGGCCAGUUCUACGCUUUGACAUUGUCCAAGACCAGUUUCACAUCGUCCCUAUGUCAGGCCAGGGGCAAAGUGCGGGUGAGUGGACUGACGCCGUCACACAGGCCUGAUGGGAGCCCGUCCAAUAGUGAGCAAUGCACCAUCGGAGGCUCUGAGCUGCAGCAGGACAGUAUUGUACAGAGUGUUAUCAUGGUUGUCUUUGGGGAAGAAAAGUGCAGAGAUGAGCAGCUGAAGAAUUGGAAAUACUGGCACUCCCGCCAGCACACUGCCAAACAGAGAGUCCUGGACAUCGCUGACUACAAGGAGAGCUUCAGCACGAUCGGGAACGUGGAGGAAAUUGCCUACAACGCUGUCUCUUUCACGUGGGAUGUCAGUGAAGAAGCGAAGGUCUUCAUCUCAGUGAACUGUCUGAGCACAGACUUCUCCUCGCAGAAGGGUGUGAAGGGGAUGCCUCUGAUAAUCCAGAUAGACACAUACAGCUACAAUAGCUGCAGUAGCAGGCCCAUUCACAGGGCCUUCACUCAGAUCAAGGUCUUCUGCGACAAGGGUGCUGAGAGGAAGCUUCGUGAUGAGGAGAAGAAGCAGCUCAGGAAGAGGAUGAAAGGGAAACAUGGCAGCUCGGGGCCGACCUCUCCCAUUAAGAGGGCUGAAAACACAUUGCUCAAAACCUUGCUAGACCUGGACUCCCAGCCUGUCCUCUUCAUCCCUGAUGUCCACUUUGGAAACCUACAGAGGGCGGGGCAGGUGUUUGCUUUUAACACUGAGGAGGUCAAAAAAGAUGGUGUUCUAGUGAGAAGGAUGUCAUGUGCGGCUGAGGAAGAUGUUGGUCCACCUCAGCCCAAGAAGUCCAAAGUGGACAAGAGAGUUCUGCUGUAUGUGAGGAAGGAGUGUGAUGAAGUGUUUGAUGCCUUAAUGCUGCAAACCCCAACCCUCAAAGCUUUGAUGGAGGCAAUCUCAGAAAAGUAUGCAGUGCCUGUUGACAAGAUGGCCAAAGUUUACCAAAAAAGCAAGAAAGGGGUCCUGGUGAACAUGGAUGACAAUAUCAUCCAGCAAUACUCCAACGAGGACACCUUCAUCCUGGCUAUGGAGAGCUCAGCGAACUCCCUGCGCGUCACUCUGUCAGAGAUCUGAUGGUUGUUUGCCGCAGCAGUGACUGUUGGGUAGACGUGUUCACUGGCGGAUGAAGCUUCAGCUGUGCCGUGCAUACAAAUUGUGAAUGCUUCUCACAGUAUUAGAGUAUUAACAAUGCGAAAUGUGUUCCUUGAGGAAGGCAGCAGAGGAGUCUCAAGGGUUUGUCGCACUGCAUGGAUCACUGACCAAACCUCACCUGCUACAUUACCUGUUUAUUAGACAACUCUUGGGAGUGCCAAGAUUUGUGGCUUAGGUGGGAACAUGUUUGAUUUCUUUUUUUACCUAUGAAAGUCUUGACUAGCUGAUAUAAAUUCACUUCUUAAUACUUAGUGGACCGGAAGAGAUGUAUUCAUACAAGCCACCACAAAGCAUCAAGCCAGCUUGCUGUGGUUUAACAGGCGGACGACACUACAGUGUACAGCAGUUUUAUUGGAUUAACCGCGGAUAGUGCUGUCCGUUUCUUCCUUGAAAGGCUUGAUUCAAAAGUCUAUGCAAAGACUUUUGUUGGUACUCAACAAUUCAAGGUGUGUUGGACUGUUGUGUGUUAUGUAUGUAAUUAUUUUUAUGUGUCUUAAACCGUUUUCAUAAUUUUAAGUCAAAGUGAACUUAAUCUGAUGCUUCUUCUGAUGUGUUUGGACCUACUGCCAUUAUGCACAAAAUGUUUGCAAUCAGUCCCAGUGAAACAACACAUGCUAUAAUUACAUGAGGCACCAUUAUGGUUGGGGACUACGAGUGCCCAGGAUGCUGUUAAACUGUUUUUGCUUCCUCUGUGCAUGUGUUUAUAGCAUCUCCUCUCGCUGAAGAGGCUGCAGUCAUUAGUAUUUAUGACAUCAGUUCGAGCCAACCAGUCCAUCCAUUUACACAACCGUUUUCUGAGGCGGCUGCAAACCAUCAGAGCUUAAGAGCCUCAUCGCUACGUUCCUACUCACUGCUUGUGUUUACACCUAGUUCAUUGACAGCAUUUGUAUCCUUAAUUUCUGUCAUGCAACAUGAUGUACAGUCUUUUAACGAGUCAAUAAAUAUAGUUUUAUAUGGAGGUA
Acanthopagrus latus (yellowfin seabream) is the source of this 3294-nucleotide messenger RNA. Its product is annotated as grainyhead-like protein 2 homolog. Gene Ontology annotation, biological process: neural tube development; brain development; regulation of transcription by RNA polymerase II. The transcript is spliced from 15 exons. Gene Ontology annotation, cellular component: nucleus. Gene Ontology annotation, molecular function: DNA-binding transcription activator activity, RNA polymerase II-specific; RNA polymerase II cis-regulatory region sequence-specific DNA binding. The record is from RefSeq and is a predicted model, not a curated record. The coding region runs from base 341 to 2254 and encodes 637 amino acids. Lineage: Eukaryota; Metazoa; Chordata; Actinopteri; Spariformes; Sparidae.